Messenger RNA from Closterium sp. Yama58-4, 1575 nucleotides. The record is from the annotation of a GenBank genome assembly. NCBI's taxonomy places the organism in Eukaryota, Viridiplantae, Streptophyta, Zygnematophyceae, Desmidiales, Closteriaceae.
AUGGAGGAGUUAGCAAUUGGUUUAGAGGCAGUGCACCUCUCGGUCGAGAAUGAUGAACAGGAGGAGCAGGGGCAGGGUAUGGACAUGAGGCAGGGCAGUCCGAAUGUCGUAGGCGAAUCGGAGGAUGAGGUCCUGAGAGCGGAACGCGAUAAUAGGGUGGUGUAUCAGAGGCGGGAGACAAGAACAAAGAAGAAGUAUGAUCAGGAGCGGGAAGCACGCGAGGAGGAUGAGGCGAAGCGGAGGGUGGAACAGAAGCGUGUGAGGCUCGAGGACCAGGAGCGAGAGGUGAGUGCGAUGGAGGGGGACAGGGAGAGUGAAGAACGCGAACGCAAGAGGGAGGAAGAGCGGAAGAGGGAGGAGGCGAGGAAGGUGUGGCGCGAAAAGGAGGAGAAGCGGCAGAAGGAUGAAGAGCGGAAGAGGGAGGAGGAAAGGCAGGCAGAGCGCGAACAAGAGGAGAAGCGGCAGAGGGAGGAGGAAGAGCGCAAAAAGGAGGAAAGGCAGGCUGAGCGCGAACAGGAGGAGAGGCGGCAGAGGGAGGAGGAAGAGCGGAAGAGGGAGGAGGAGAAAAAGGCUGAGCGCGAAAAGGAGUCGAAGCGGCAGAAGGAUGAGGAGGAGCGGAAGAGGGAGGAGGCGAGGAAGGCGGAACGCGAAAAGGAGGAGAAGCGGCAGAAGGAGGAGGAGGAGGUGAAGAGGGAGGAGGCGCGGAAGGCCGAACGCGAAAAGGAACACAACCGGCAGAAGGAGGAGGAGGAGGAGAGGAAGAGGGAGGAGGCGAGGAAGGCGGAACGCGAAAAGGAGGAGAAGCGGCAGAAGGAGGAGGAGGAGCGGAAGAGGGAGGAGGCUAGGGAGGCGGAACGUGAAAAGGAGCAGAAGCGGCAGGAGGAGGAGGAACAGAAGAGGGAGGAGGCAAGAAAGGCAGACCGCGAAAAGGAAGAUAAGCGGCAGAAGGAGGAGGAGGAGUGGAAGAGGGAGGAGGCGAGACAGGUAGAACGCGAAAAGGAGGAGCAGCGGCAGAAGGAUGAGGAGGAGCGGAAGAGGGAGGAGGCGAGGAAGGCGGAACGCGAAAAGGAGGAGAAGCGGCAGAAGGAGGAGGAGGAGCGGAAGAGGGAGGAGGCGAGGAAGGCGGAACGCGAAAAGGAGCAGAAGAGGCAGGAGGAGGAGGAGGAGCAGAAGAGGGAGGAGGCUAGGAAGGCGGAACGCGAAAAGGAGGAGAAGCGGCAGAAGGAGGAGGAGGAGCGGAAGAGGGAGGAGGCGAGGAAGGCGGAACGCGAAAAGGAGGAGAAGCGGCAGAAGGAGGAGGAGGAGCGGAAGAGGGAGGAGGCGAGGAAGGCAGAACGAGAAAAGGAGCAGAAGAGGCAGGAGGAGGAGGAGCAGAAGAGGGAGGAGGCUAGGAAGGCGGAACGCGAAAAGGGGGAGAAGCGUCAGAAGGAUGAGGAGGAGCGGAAGAGGGAGGAGGCGAGGAAGGCGGAACGCGAAAAGGAGGAGAAGCGGCAGAAGGAGGAGGAGGAGGAGCAGAAGAGGGAGGAGGCUAGGAAGGCGGAACGCGAAAAAAGAGGAGAAGCGGCAGAAGGAUAA